Molecule: messenger RNA, 897 nt
Organism: Prorocentrum cordatum
Lineage: Eukaryota; Dinophyceae; Prorocentrales; Prorocentraceae
Source: the annotation of a GenBank genome assembly
AUGAAUGCGCCUGAGGAGCUCGAGGACCCGAACGCGUGCACCGCCAUCGUGAAGAAUAAUGCAAAGGCACCGCUGCAGCUGGUGCGUCGCCUGGCUUGCGUGAGCGAGACCGACCAGCUGGGCCCGAUGGAGAAGAGCACCUGGUGCGAGGUCUACAACGAUCGUAUAGUCGCGAUGGGCGGGUGGCCGGCUGAUCUCAAAAUCACGCGUGAUUUCGAGCUGGAUUUUGCCAUUGGCGGGCAUUUCAAGUUGGUCCCUCCGAUUGGGGCGGGCUCAGAGGACAGCGACCCGAUGCAGCACAAGUACGAGGGCUUCCAGUUCCUCGGCAAGAAUUUCCCGUUCACGGGGCCCCUGGCUACAUCCAUCACGGGCGCUUGGAAGCCCCAGAAGAAUUGGGACCACAACAAGGCGUGCGUGGAGGACCCCCUGUAUCCGAAGCUCGCCACCGAGUUCGCCACAUUCUUGGUGCAGGCCCUCCAGGACAUGCUGCCUCGCAUGACGUUCCCGACGCCAGACGCGCACGGGGAGCUGCGAGAUGAGGGGCGUGAUCCCAAGUUGCUUGAGAUCGAGGAUUCCAGAGAGGUCGCAUCGCCGGGCCCCAAGGUCGCCGAUGCGAGUUCGCCAGCGAGCUCCGCGACCGAAUGCAGCCCAGCGGGGUCGGAGUUGGGCUUGUCUCUCGUCGGCGGCGUGUCCGACAGCCCGAGGCCGUCUGGCACGCUGGCCGCUUGGACGGCGCCGAGCCCCAUGGCAGGUAGUUCCACGGCACGGCGGGUGGGGAUCAGACGCCCAGAGAGCAUGUCUGAGAAGAAGUGGGCCGCCUUGCAGAAGCUCGGUGCGUUCCAGGCGAAGAAGCAGGACAGUGAGGGCGUUCCUUCGGACGCUCCGGGGGGGGCCUGA